AUGGGUACCGUGAAGGGCGCCCGCCCGCCCUCGCACACCGCCUACUACGUGGCGAUGGCGGGCAUCCUCACGUUGCUCGUGAUGCUUUGCUGCUACUUCCUCUACUUCUGCAUACGGAGAUGUAAAGAGCUAGCCUCGCAACCGUUGCCGUCGCCGGUGAAGUCAGUGCGUCCGCCGCCGCCGACCAAACCCGCCUCGUAUCCGGUGCAGCCAGGUGUCCGAGAGAGCGCCACCGCCAUGGCGCGCCUGUGCCAGCUGCCGCCCGGCCACACGGAUACAGUGCACCCGCGGCGGACCUCCGGCGAGAGAUCCUCCUCUCUCCCUCCUCCUCGCAUCCUCUCCCGAUCACUCUCCCCUCACUCAUCGAACUCCCCAUAUUCGACACUCUCUCCUCCCUCUACUCUCUCUCCGAACACUUUAAAACCACCAGCAGGGAAACUCAACCCCGUCCAGAGUCCCACUAAGUCUCCGUCCCCAAAGAAGGCUGCUAACACUGUUCCAAAUAAUGAAAAGGAU
Brenthis ino (lesser marbled fritillary) is the source of this 516-nucleotide messenger RNA. The record is from the annotation of a GenBank genome assembly. Lineage: Eukaryota; Metazoa; Arthropoda; Insecta; Lepidoptera; Nymphalidae.